UCAAUUACCCAAGAGCCAUCAAAUGCGGAACACUCCACAGAAGGGGUGGGGAGUCAUAUGACAGAAGCAAAAUGGCUACCGUCCAGUGGUACUCUCGUGUACGAAACUAUGAGGCGGAACUCCAAGUCUGUCGCCUUGAAUCCGUGCCCGUGGAGUUCGGUGACUACCACCCGCUUAAGCCCAUCACCGUGAGUGCCGAUGCCCACACUGAUGUGACAGAGUCAAAGUCGCGGCGAGGCGGACGCAAAGGCAGCACUUCCUCGUCCUCCUCCUCCUCCAGCUCGGCCGCGCCAGACCCGCUGAGCUCCAUGCUGGACGGGACGGACCCCCUGUCGCUCUUCGCCGCUGCCUCCGCCAGCGAGGCCCCCGCCCUCUCGCACGCAGCCGGCUCUGGGGAGCUGGGGAGGAAGAGGAAGGAGAAGGAGGAAGAGGGAGCCGUGGGCUUGGACUUCGAACCCUGGUCUGCCAAGAGGGGAGAGAUAUUGGCCAGGUUCACCACCACAGAGAAGCUGUCGAUUAACCUGUUCAUGGGCUCAGAUAAAGGCAAGGCUCCCAGCCCUGGAUCAGCCGUGUCUGAGAAGGUCCGCACCCGUCUGGAGGAGCUGGACGACCUGGAAGAGGGCUCUCAGAGGGAGAUGCUGAACCUGUCCCAGCAGGACUACGUGAACCGCAUAGAGGAGCUCAACCAGUCACUGAAGGAGGCCUGGGCCUCCGACCAGAAGGUCAAAGCGCUGAAGAUCGUCAUCCAGUGCUCCAAGCUGCUGUCCGACACAGCCGUGAUUCAGUUCUACCCCAGCAAGUUUGUCCUCAUCACAGACAUCCUGGACACAUUUGGGCGCCUGGUGUACGAGCGGAUCUGGUCCAUGUGCUCCGACUCCCGGCUCCUGCCAGACUCCUUCUCCGUGGACGACGUGAACGACACGGCCAAGGAGACCUGCCUCAACUGGUUCUUUAAGAUCGCCUCCAUCAGAGAGCUCAUUCCCCGACUAUAUGUGGAGGCCGCAAUCCUUAAGUGCAACCGCUUCCUCUCCAAGACGGGGAUCCAGGAGACUCUCCCUCGGCUCACGGCGAUGAUUCGGGGUAUCGGGGACCCCCUGGUGGGCGUUUACGCUCGAGCGUACCUCUGCAGAGUGGGGAUGGAGGUGGCCCCACAGCUGAAGGACAGCCUGAAUAAGAACUUCUUCGACCUGCUGGGCUCCUUUCGGCAGAUCCACGGGGACAGUGUUCAGAACCAGCUGGUGCUGCAGAGGGUGGAGGUGCCUGUGUACCUCACCCUGUACUCCCCUGCCAUAAACUGGACCCUGCAGUGUGUGUCCUACAGAGCGCCAGAGGCCCUGUUGACAGAGAUGAUGGAGCGCUGCAAGCAGAUAGGGAACAAUGCUUUGCUGCUGAACUCAGUGAUGUGGGCGUUCCGGGCGGAGUUUGUGGCGACGAGGGCCACAGACUUCAUCAGCAUGAUCAAGGACUGCGACGAGGCGGGCUUCCCCAAGCACCUGUUGUUUGGGUCUCUGGGCCGCAGUCUGGCCUGUGCGGACCCCCCAGAGAGUGAGAGGCUGCCCAUCCUCAACGAGGCCUGGAGGGUCAUCACCAAAGUGCGCAGCCCCCAGGACUAUAUCAGCUGUGCUGAGAUCUGGGUGGAGUUCACCUGCCGCCAUUUCACAAAGCGUGAGGUGAACACCGUGCUCUCCGACAUCAUCAAGCACAUGACCCCUGACCGCGCCUUCGAGGACGCCUACCCGCAGCUGCAGUCGGUCAUACGGAAAGUGCUCACCUACUUCCACGACUUCUCCAUGCUCUUCUCCAUGGAGCGCUUCCUCCCGUUCCUGGACAUGUUCCAGAAGGACAGCGUCAGAGUGGAGGUGUGCCGAUCCAUCAUGGAGGUCUUCAUCAAGUACCAGCAGGAGCCCACGCGUGACCCAGUCAUCCUGAACGCUCUGCUGCAUGUCUGCAAGACCAUGCACGACUCAGUCAAUGCUCUGACUCUGGAUGAUGAGAAGAGGUCUCUGGCCUUGCUGAUAAACGGUUUCAUCCGUAUGGUGUCCUUUGGGCGGGACUUUGAGCAGCAGCUGAGCUUCUGUGUCGAGGCGCGGGCGACCUUCUGUAACCUGGAGCCCGUGAUGGUGCAGCUCAUCCACACGGUGAACCAGCUCGCCAUGGAGACGCGGCGGGUGAUGAGGGGCAGCCACUCGCGGAAGACGGCCGCCUUCGUCAGGGCGUGUGCAGCCUACAGCUUCAUCACCAUCCCGUCUCUCAGCAGCAUCUUCAGCCGGCUGAACCUGUACCUGCUGUCUGGGCAGGUGGCGCUGGCCAACCAGUGUCUGUCCCAGGCGGAUGCGUUCCUGAAGGCGGCAGUCAGUAUUCUGCCGGAGGUCCCUCGCAGCAUCAGCGUCGAGGGCAAACUGCGCUCAUCUGAGGGCUUCCUGCUCGACUUCGUCAACAACUUCCUGUCCACGCUGCUGGUGGUGCCGGACCACCCGGAGCAGGGUGUGCUGUACCUGGUGAGGGGGCUGCUGAACAUGGUGCAGGACUACACCUGGGAGGAGAGCAGUGACGCUAAAGUGCGCGUCUACGUCAGCGCCCUGCCGCUGCUGUCCGCCAUGAGCCAGGAGACCUACCUGUACUCUAUAGCUAAAGUGGACUCUAAUGAGACUCUGUACGGAGGGGACCCAAAGUUUCUGGCGGAGAUCAACAAGCUGUGCGAGACUCUGAUUGGUCAGGUGCUGGAUCACCUGAAGACCCUGGGGACAAAUGAGGGCGUGCGGAGACAGGGCAGUUUGGCGUUCUCUCUUUUCGGCUGCCUGCUCGCUCACGGGGACCUUCGCAAUAACAGACUCAACCAGCUGUCCGUCAACCUCUGGAACCUGAGCCACAAGCACGGCUACUGCGACACACGCACCUCGGUACGCACCCUGGAGUACAUCAAACACCUGGGCCAGCAGCCCAACAUGAGCCACUUCUCCGACAUGGUUCAACGGCUCUCCCUGCAGUCCAGGGCCUGAACUGCACCUGCUCCCAAAUACCGCCAAAACUACAGUUCCCACGAUCCCAUCCCACAUCCUGCUUGAACUACAGCUCCCAUCUCACACCCUGCUACAAAAUAUUCCCUGGACUACAGCUCCCAUGAUCCCCUCCCACAUCCUUCCAGAACUACAGCUCCCAUCAUCCCAUCCCACAUCCUUCCAGAACUACAACUCCCAAUCCCACAUCCUGCCUGAACUACAGCUCCCAUCUCACACCCUGCUACAAAAUAUCUCCUGAACUACAGCUCCAUGAUCCCCUCCCACAUCCUGCCAGCACUACAGCUCCAGUCUCGCAUCCCGCCAGGACUACAGCUUCCAUCCCACAUCUAGCCGGGACUGCAGCUCCAAUCCCAGCAGCCUCUGCAAACUCUUGCUUCAGCCGAUUCCCAGCAGGCCAAUCAGCACUAAAUCACAGCCAGUAACCCCCAGACUCUUAAUCAGUGUUCAGACCGCGUUAUUAGCGAGACACACCAUCUUAAUCCCCGUCUCAUCUCAUCUCCCAUUCCCACUGUUCAGUGAGUGUGUACUUGUGUAUGCAUGUGAUUUUCCAGGCUGAUCUUUGUACAAAUAAACCUCUCGCCUCUAACAUGAAUCGAA
Messenger RNA from Conger conger (European conger), 3617 nucleotides. RefSeq names its product VPS35 endosomal protein sorting factor like (gene vps35l). Gene Ontology annotation, cellular component: endosome. Gene Ontology annotation, biological process: endocytic recycling. The transcript has 30 exons. Bases 72 to 2999 code for a protein of 975 amino acids. The record is from RefSeq and is a predicted model, not a curated record. Lineage: Eukaryota; Metazoa; Chordata; Actinopteri; Anguilliformes; Congridae.